Messenger RNA from Aphanomyces astaci, 720 nucleotides. RefSeq lists its product as hypothetical. The record is from RefSeq and is a predicted model, not a curated record. The coding region runs from base 1 to 720 and encodes 239 amino acids. Lineage: Eukaryota; Oomycota; Saprolegniomycetes; Saprolegniales; Verrucalvaceae. The transcript has 6 exons.
AUGGGUGCUACCAAGACCUCUUGCGACACCGCGUUGGCCCACCAGAGCCACCACGACAUUGCGACCCAACCGAGCCUAUGGGGCUCCGCCCACGACUUGGAAGCGGUGGAGGUCGAAGGAGGAACUAAUCCUGAAAACAACAAGCGUCACGGACGGUGCCCGACGAUGGGCGGCCAAGCCCAUCGCGCCGGUGUCAAGCUGCCGCUAUUGUUCAUCGUCAAAGGGAAGCCAGGUGGGCCAACGGACAAACUCGAGUUGCUUCAGUACGAGGACGCGUCGGUGCUAAUGGUUGAUAAUCUCGACUGUCACGUCUCCGAGGAGUCGCAUAAGAAAGUGGCUGAAACGCUGUUUAGUGUUGUGGAACCACUGCCCAAGAACUGGACUAGUCAGUGCCAGUCGCUUGAUGUUGUGAACCAUGGAGAACACAGCACCCCAAACGCCACCAAACGAACGUACAAACGCAUUCCGUUGUCGGCCAAGAAGCGCAUAGUUGAUGCGUUCAACAACGCGAUGGACUGGAAGCGCGUCGCUCAAGUGAACGGCGUCAACAUCAGCAGCGCACGAAAUUGGCUGCAUCUGGACUCGUUGACGUCGAAACAACGAGGGGAAUCACGACUCCUGACGGAGGAAAACGUCGACAUGCUGCAAAGUUGGGUGGAGCAUGACGUCCAAAUCACGCUCCAAGAGAUCAAAGAUCGAUUGGCGCUUGAUUUGGUGUAA